AUUACAUAAAACUUUUUAAUGCACGGCUCAGAUUGCAGAACAUGUGUCCGAGAGAAUAAAAAAAAAUAAACGCCAGACGCCGUCGCAUUCGGGUGGGUGUCCGCUAAGUGUGCUAAUGAUUGGAAGUGUACUGGUGAAUCCUUCUUCGGGAGUCCAUUGGGAUUCACACGCGGGGAUGGAAGUUGUGCAAUAAGUCUUCGAUCACUAAUGGCUAGCGCGUAUUGGAGUAACUGUUAUAGGGUAAUGCAACCAUGGGUAGAACCACGUCGCUUCAGAGAAAGUCUUAUGUAAUAUUCACGGUUGUUCUACUGAUAACGACGGCAUGCGUGCUGUUUCAACCCCAAAACGGAUACGAGGUCAAUCCCUACUUGCCGAGCAUCGAGUCCGUGUGGAUAGAAAGCGAAUUCGACGAUAUCAGAGACAACGAGGACAUCAAGAAGUGGUUAGAACUUCGCAGGACACCUCCUAAAAACCUCAGUAAAUUAGGAAGGAUACUGUUCUUAGACGAAGAAGAACCCAACAUCCAGACAGGUGAUAAUAGGUACCAAAUUCUGGUGUGGAAAUAUGGUUCCAAAAUAGAAAACAGGCAUUUAAAACAAUUCUCUGACAAAAAGAUGGACCCGUUUAGGCACUGCUCGGUAAAAAACUGUGAUAUAACAUACAGUGACUCUACUUUAAAAACAGCAGAUCUAGUCCUUUUCCACCUGCACCGAAUGACAGGAAUUCAGGACCUUCCAAAAGAAAAGAGAAAUCCGAACCAAAUUUGGGCUUUCCUUACCGACGAGAGCCCCCACCACACAUUUUUAAAACGUAAAGUCAAAAUGAAUGAGUUCGAUGGGGUGUUCAACUGGUCCAUGACUUACAGGAUGGAUUCUGACAUCCCAGUACCUUACGGGAGAACGGUAUUAAAAAAACAGUCCGAACAAAAGAUAAUGCUAACUCUGAACAAGAGAAAGGACGUUUUAAUAACAAUUCUAGGUUCCAACUGUGGGGGAACGAAUCAUCGCUGGGACUACGUCAAAGAACUGCAAAAGUACAUCAAAAUCGAUAUCUAUGGCGGUUGUGGACCGUUAAAAACGUGUCCUGGACAUUUCAGGACUGACUGCCCAGCAGUGGACAAAUAUCUCUUCUACUUGUCGUUCGAGAACUCAAACUGUGACGAGUACAUCACAGAAAAGUUAUGGUGGAACGCGUAUUACAAGAAAUCCAUCCCGAUAGUCAUGGGUGCCGAUGUAGAAAACUACAGGAAAAUGUUACCGUUGAAUUCUUACAUAAACGUGGACGAUUUCGCUAGCCCCGCUGUGUUAGCCCAGUUUAUUUAUAGACUAAACGAAACAGGUGAAUAUAGGGAAUAUUAUAAAUGGAAAACGGACUUUGAAGUGUUAAACGAACACGGUUAUUUUAAAAGCGAGUCCUUUCAUUUCUGUAGGAUAUGUCAAGCUUUAAACUAUAACGAUAAAAGUACGAAAGUCUACGAGAAACUAGACGAUUUCUGGAGUGUCAAGAAAGAUUGCCAUCCCGCGUGGAAUGCUUAAAUCCUUAAGAAUUCAGUGCUGGAAAUGUAUUAAUUGUGAUAUUUUUUAUUACUUUGUAAAUAGUAAAUAUCAUUCCAAAGAUGUAUAGGUUAAGUUGUAAAUAUUAUUCAUUUAAAUAAAAGACUUACCAAGUUUU
Messenger RNA from Anoplophora glabripennis (Asian longhorned beetle), 1671 nucleotides. Its product is annotated as glycoprotein 3-alpha-L-fucosyltransferase A. The coding region runs from base 252 to 1535 and encodes 427 amino acids. Gene Ontology annotation, molecular function: alpha-(1->3)-fucosyltransferase activity. The record is from RefSeq and is a predicted model, not a curated record. The transcript is spliced from 6 exons. Lineage: Eukaryota; Metazoa; Arthropoda; Insecta; Coleoptera; Cerambycidae. Gene Ontology annotation, cellular component: membrane.